Eptesicus fuscus (big brown bat) is the source of this 738-nucleotide messenger RNA. It is a transcript of the gene MLLT11, whose product is annotated as MLLT11 transcription factor 7 cofactor. The coding region runs from base 326 to 598 and encodes 90 amino acids. Gene Ontology annotation, biological process: apoptotic signaling pathway; positive regulation of mitochondrial depolarization; positive regulation of DNA-templated transcription. The record is from RefSeq and is a predicted model, not a curated record. NCBI's taxonomy places the organism in Eukaryota, Metazoa, Chordata, Mammalia, Chiroptera, Vespertilionidae. Gene Ontology annotation, cellular component: nucleoplasm; cytosol. The transcript has 3 exons.
GUGAUAGCUAGGACUAGUCACUUCUCCCAUCACCCAGUCCCCCUUCAUUUUGGUACAUACCUGCCUAGCCACUGAAAGGAUCCUGACAGAGAGGGAGGCUAGAAGUGUGCUUUUUAGACAGCAGGUCCUACAUGGUGUGCCUACGUCUCAGUAUACGUGAAGGGGAAACAGCAGGAGGGAUCAGGGUUAGAGCACAGAAGUCCAUAUCCUGACAGUCGAGUAUCCCGUUCUGAGAACCGGGCCUGAGUCCCACAGAGGAAGGGUGGACUGCAGCUGGGAAGACACCAAGGUCACACCGGGGCUGCGGAACUGCUGGGGGGAAGUUAUGAGGGACCCUGUGAGUAGCCAGUACAGCUCCUUUCUUUUCUGGAGGAUGCCCAUUCCCGAACUGGAUCUGUCGGAGCUGGAAAGCCUGGGUCUAUCAGAUACAGCCAUCUACAAGGUCAAGGACAGCAGCGUUGGCAACAUGACCGGGCAAGCAACCGAGACGGAGCAGGAGAAACACCCUGAAGGCGACGCCCUUCUUCAGUACAGCACCUUCAACUUCUGGAGGGCCCCGAUUGCCAGCGUCCACUCCUUCGAACUGGACUUGCUCUAAGCCCACGCCUCCUCUCCCGCCACGCCCGCAUGGUCUUCCCUUUCAAACCCCUUCCUGUCCAUCCUUUCCCCUAUCAGUCUUGCUUUCUUCCCUCUAUUGUGUUGAGGUGGUGCUGAUGAAUUUGCCAGAGCUGUGUCUUA